Ipomoea nil (Japanese morning glory) is the source of this 2309-nucleotide messenger RNA. Its product is annotated as wall-associated receptor kinase 2-like. The record is from RefSeq and is a predicted model, not a curated record. The transcript has 3 exons. Gene Ontology annotation, molecular function: ATP binding; polysaccharide binding; calcium ion binding. NCBI's taxonomy places the organism in Eukaryota, Viridiplantae, Streptophyta, Magnoliopsida, Solanales, Convolvulaceae. Gene Ontology annotation, cellular component: plasma membrane. The coding region runs from base 66 to 2309 and encodes 747 amino acids. Gene Ontology annotation, biological process: cell surface receptor signaling pathway; protein phosphorylation.
UGUAGUGUGUAUAUAUAAACAGAAUUUCUUGGCCAGUCGAAUAGUUUUAAUUUCUGCAAAGAAUUAUGGAACUCUGUGUCCAUUUUCCUCGUUGGUCAUGUCUAAUAGUAUUCCUGUCUGCCACGGCAAUUGCGCAGACAACAAAAUUCAGCAAAGCCGCUCCGAUUGCUAGCCCCGGCUGCCCAAGCCAGUGCGGAAACGUCACGGUUCCAUACCCGUUCGGAAUCGGAAAAGGGAGUGGCUGCGCAUAUGAUUCCGGGUUCGAGAUCACCUGCAACACCGAGACCAAUCCGCCCAGGGCGUUCCUCACCAUAGAUGUCCUGCCCACGAUUGUCUACGACAUAUCAGACCGGGAGAUACGGAUUCCCAGCGCCGGCGUGGCCACCCAUUGCUUUAACUCCACCGGAGCAUUGGUUAGUCAGCAAUACUCUAUUAGCUGGGUCCUGAGUAUACAAAAGUAUUGUCACUAUAGCCUCUCCCCGGCGAACAAGCUGAUCACCGUAGGCUGCGACGAUACUGUAAUGAUAUCGGACGGGACCAAUACGACUGCCGGAUGCACUUCGCGGUGUAUCGACGCCGGCCAGGUGCCCGGUAACGGGACUUGUUCCGGCGUCGGGUGCUGCGAGUCCCCGAUACCAAGAGGCUUGAAGAAAGACUACGAGGUUUCCAUGGUGAGUGCCUGGAACCACACCAAGGCUUGGUCUUUCAAUCGCUGUGGGCACACGUUUCUUGGAGAGGCGAGUCGGUUCAGGUUCCUUGGUACGGCUGAUUUGAGCAAUCCUUAUUUUGGAGAGAGGGUUGUUGAUAGUGUUCCGCUUGUACUAGACUGGGCAAUCGGGAACUUGGGGUGCGAAGAAGCCCAAAACAGCACUGUAUGCCAAGAGAAUAGCCAUUGCGUAGAUUCGGAGACGGGGUUGGGAGGCUACCGUUGCAGCUGCGAUCAUGGUUAUGAAGGCAACCCAUAUCUCAGUCCAGGCUGCACAGAUAUUGACGAAUGUGCAAAUCCAGAGAUGAAUCCAUGUGAACAGAUAUGCAUUAACGUUCAAGGGGGCUACAACUGUAGUUGCCCGGAAGGGUACUACGGCGACGGUAAAAAAGAUGGUCAGGGUUGCUUUCUCAUGAAUAAAAAGUCAUCAAUCUUUCCCUGGCUUAAAUUCUUUAUAGGGAUAGGAUUGGGAAUUUUGGUCUUGGUUGCCACAGCUACUUCACUGUGCUAUACGAUCAAGAAAAGAAAUGGAGCUAAACUGAGGCUAAAGUUCUUUGAACAAAAUGGUGGCUUUUUACUCAAACAAAAGAUCACCUCAAAUGAUGGAGGUAGCGAUGGAGCCGACGUGACAAAAAUUUAUUCAGCAAAAGAGCUCAGGGAAGCUACCAAUAACUAUGCUCAUGACAUGAUUCUGGGUCGAGGUGGUAGUGGCACUGUGUUUAAAGCAAUCUUACCUAAUGAACUCAAAGUUGCAGUUAAGAGGUCAAAAACAGUGGACGACACUCAAGUUGAACAGUUCAUCAAUGAGGUGGUUAUUCUUUCUCGGAUCAAUCACCGUCAUGUCGUCAAAUUCUUGGGGUGUUGCUUGGAAGCUGAAGUUCCUUUGCUAGUAUAUGAAUACAUCUCCAAUGGAACUCUAUAUCAUCACAUCCACCGUGAAGGCGGUGGGUCGAAUUGGCUAUCAUGGGAAAAUCGUUUGAGAAUUGCAAUUGAAGCUGUGGGUGCACUUGCUUAUCUUCACUCAGCUACAUCCAUGCCUAUAAUCCAUAGGGACGUUAAGUCAACCAACAUAUUGAUUGACGAAAACUAUACAACAAAGAUCUCAGAUUUCGGGGCUUCUAGGUUUGUUCCUUUGGAUCGUACACAUGUGGCGACACUAGUCCAAGGAACACUCGGUUAUUUGGAUCCCGAGUACUUCCAAACCAGUAGGCUAACCGAAAAGAGUGAUGUAUAUAGUUUUGGAGUAGUCUUAGCUGAGCUUCUAACAGAAAGGAAACCUGUGUCUCCAAAUAUGAGUGAAGAAGACCGAAACUUAUCGUCUUUUUUUGUUCGAUCCAUGAAUGAGAACCGUCUGUUUCAGAUUCUUGUGCCUAGACUAGUGAGAGAGGGGACACUAGACCAACUUCAAAGAAUUGCAGAGCUUGUGAAAAGAUGUCUUCAACUCAAAGGAGAAGAUAGGCCUAAAAUGAAAGAAGUAGCGAGUGAACUUGAAUGUAUAAGAAAUUCCACUAAGCAUUCUUGGGCGGAGCCUUCUUGUUCUGUAGUAGUUGCGGAUGAUGAACCAUCAGAUCUUUAUGCCGUUCCAAGUAGCCCGUCCCUCUAA